UGUUCAGAGAUUUAACCCUUCGGGGGCCCCACUGUCCUCUUACAACAUUUUUAAAAGAAUCGCUGGACUUCUUUGAUCGAACUUGUAUCGUUUAAUAUGAACAGGGCCAGUCGUUGAUUGAAAGUGUUUUUAAUAUUACCUUACCCAAAAAAGGAGAAAAAAUUAUAAAGUGACUGCAUUUAGUUGGUUGUGAUGGUUACUAUAUUAAUGUUCAAUUUGGGAUUAACUAAAUUGCCUCUAUUUGCAUAUUAGACUAUUUAAAAAGUUUGCACCUUUGAAUUUUGUUUUAAUGGAAUUUUUUCAUAAACAUUAAAGAUCAUGAAGAAAACCAAAUUAUUGGCGCUGUCCCUUCUGACAAUAACGCUAAACGUAUUGAUCAUUAGAAUUUCUGCAAGCACGACCACAACAGAAUCUAUCACUACUACUGAACCAAUAACAACAACAGAAGCAGUCACAACCACAGAAGCUGCAACGUCCACAACAGAAGCUAUCACUACUACUGAGGCUGCCACAACAACUGUACCAAUAACAACAACAGAAGCAGUCACAACCACAGAAGCUGCUACCUCCACAACAGAACCUAUAACUUCUACUGAGGCUGCCACAACAACCGUACCAAUAACAACAACAGAAGCAGUCACAACCACAGAAGCUGCAACGUCCACAACAGAAGCUAUCACUACUACUGAGGCCGCCACAACAACUGUACCAAUAACAAUAACAACAGAAACAGUCACAACCACAGAAGCUACUACAUCAACAACAGAAUCUAUCACUACUACUGAGGCUGCCACAACAACUGUACCAAUAACAACAACAGAAGCAGUCACAACCACAGAAGCUGCUACAUCCACAGCAGAAGCUAUCACUACUACUGAGGCUGCCACAACAACUGUACCAAUAACAACAACAGAAGCACUCACAACCACAGAAGCUGCAACAUCCACAACAGAAGCUAUCACUUCUACUGAGGCUGCCACAACAACUGUACCAAUAACAACAACAGAAGCAGUCACAACCACAGAGACUGCAACAUCCACAACAGAAGCUAUCACUUCUACUGAGGCUGCCACAACAACUGUACCAAUAACAACAACAGAAACAGUCACAACCACAGAAACUGCAACGUCCACAACAGAAGCUAUCACUACUACUGAGGCUGCCACAUCAACCGUACCAAUAACAACAACAGAAGCAGUCACAACCACAGAAGCUGCUACAACCACAACAGAAGCUAUCACUACUACUGAGGCCGCCACAACAACUGUACCAAUAACAACAACAGAAGCAGUCACAACCACAGAAGAUGCCACAUCCACGACAAAAGCUAUCACUACUACUGAGGCUGCCACAACAACUGUACCAAUUACAACAACAGAAGCAGUCACAACCACAAAGGCUGCAACAUCUACAAUAGAAGCUAUCACUACAACUGAGGCUGCAACAACAACUGUACCAAUAACAACAACAGAAGCAGUCACAACCACAGAAGCUGCUACAUCCACAGAAGUUGCUAUCACUACUACUGAGGCCGCCACAACACUUGUACCAAUAACAACAACAGAAACAGUCACAACCACAGAAGCUGCUACAUCCACAACGGAAGCUAUCACUACUACUGAGGCUGCCACAACAACUGUACCAAUUACAACAACAGAAGCACUCACAACCACAGAAGCUGCAACGUCCACAACAGAAGCUAUCACUACUACUGAGGCUGCAACAACAACUGUACCAAUAACAACAACAGAAGCACUCACAACCACAGAGACUGCAACAUCCACAACAGAAGCUAUCACUUCUACUGAGGCUGCCACAACAACUGUACCAAUAACAACAACAGAAGCAGUCACAACCACAGAAACUGCUACCUCCACAACAGAAGCUAUCACUUCUACUGAGGCUGCCACAUCAACCGUACCAAUAACAACAACAGAAGCAGUCACAACCACAGAAGCUGCAACAACCACAACAGAAGCUAUCACUACUACUGAGGCUCCCACAACAACUAUACCAAUAACAACAACAGAAGCAGUCACAACCACAGAAGCUGCCACAUCCACGACAGAAGCUAUGACUACUACUGAGGCCGCCACAACAACUGUACCAAUUACAACAACAGAAGCAGUCACAACCACAGAGGCUGCAACAUCUACAACAGAAGCUAUGACUACUACUGAGGCUGCCACAACAACUGUACCAAUAACAACAACAGAAGCAGUCACAACCACAGAAGCUGCAACGUCCACAACAGAAGCUAUCACUACUACUGAGGCUGCCACAACAACUGUACCAAUAACAACAACAGAAACAGUCACAACCACAGAAGCUGCUACCUCCACAACAGAAGCUAUCACUACUACUGAGGCCGCCACAACAACUGUACCAAUAACAACAACAGAAACAGUCACAACCACAGAAGCUGCUACAUCAACAACAGAAGCUAUCACUACUACUGAGGCUGCCACAACAACUGUACCAAUAACAACAACAGAAACAGUCACAACCACAGAAGCUGCUACAUCCACAACAGAAGCUAUCACUACUACUGAGGCCGCCACAACAACUGUACCAAUAACAACAACAGAAACAGUCACAACCACAGAAGCUGCUACCUCCACAACAGAAGCUAUCACUACUACUGAGACCGCCACAACAACUGUACCAAUAACAACAACAGAAGCAGUCACAACCACAGAAGCUGCUACAUCCACAACAGAACCUAUAACUUCUACUGAGGCUGCCACAACAACUGUACCAAUUACAACAACAGAAGCACUCACAACCACAGAAGCUGCAACGUCCACAACAGAAGCUAUCACUACUACUGAGGCUGCCACAACAACUGUACCAAUAACAACAACAGAAGCAGUCACAACCACAGAAGCUGCAACGUCCACAACAGAAGCUAUCACUACUACUGAGGCUGCCACAACAACUGUACCAAUAACAACAACAGAAGCAGUCACAACCACAGAAGCUGCUACCUCCACAACAGAAGCUAUCACUACUACUGAGGCUGCCAUAACAACUGUACCAAUAACAACAACAGAAGCAGUCACAACCACAGAAGCUGCAACAUCCACAACAGAAGCUAUCACUACUACUGAGGCUGCCACAACAACUGUACCAAUAACAACAACAGAAACAGUCACAACCACAGAAGCUGCUACAUCCACAACAGAAGCUAUCACUACUACUGAGGCCGCCACAACAACUGUACCAAUAACAACAACAGAAACAGUCACAACCACAGAAGCUGCUACAUCAACAACAGAAGCUAUCACUACUACUGAGGCUGCCACAACAACUGUACCAAUAACAACAACAGAAACAGUCACAACCACAGAAGCUGCUACAUCCAAAACAGAAGCUAUCACUACUACUGAGGCCGCCACAACAACUGUACCAAUAACAACAACAGAAACAGUCGCAACAACAGAAGCUGCUACCUCCACAACAGAAGCUAUCACUACUACUGAGGCCGCCACAACAACUGUACCAAUAACAACAACAGAAGCAGUCACAACCACAGAAGCUGCUACAUCCACAACAGAAGCUAUCACUACUACUGAGGCUGCCACAACAACUGUACCAAUUACAACAACAGAAGCACUCACAACCACAGAAGUUGCAACAUCCACAACAGAAGCUAUCACUACUACUGAGGCUGCCACAACAACUGUACCAAUUACAACAACAGAGGCAGUCACAACCACAGAGGCUGCAACAUCCACAACAGAAGCUAUCACUACUACUGAGGCUGCCACAACAACUGUACAACUAACAACAACAGAAGCAGUCACAACCACAGAAGCUGCUACAUCCACGACAGAAACUAUCACUACUACUGAGGCUGCCACAACAACUGUACCAAUAACAACAACAGAAACAGUCACAACCACAGAAGCUGCAACGUCCACAACAGAAGCUAUCACUACUACUGAGGCUGCCACAACAACUGUACCAAUAACAACAACAGAAGCAGUCACAACCACAGAAGCUGCAACGUCCACAACAGAAGCUAUCACUACUACUGAGGCUGCCACAACAACUGUACCAAUAACAACAACAGAAGCAGUCACAACCACAGAAGCUGCAACAUCCACAACAGAAGCUAUCACUACUACUGAGGCUGCCACAACAACUGUACCAAUAACAACAACAGAAACAGUCACAACCACAGAAGCUGCUACCUCCACAACAGAAUCUAUCACUACUACUGAGGCCGCCACAACAACUGUACCAAUAACAGCAACAGAAACAGUCACAACCACAGAAGCUGCUACAUCAACAACAGAAGCUAUCACUACUACUGAGGCUGCCACAACAACUGUACCAAUAACAACAACAGAAACAGUCACAACCACAGAAGCUGCUACAUCCACAACAGAAGCUAUCACUACUACUGAGGCUGCCACAACAACUGUACCAAUAACAACAACAGAAACAGUCACAACCACAGAAGCUGCUACCUCCACAACAGAAGCUAUCACUACUACUGAGGCCGCCACAACAACUGUACCAAUAACAACAACAGAAGCAGUCACAACCACAGAAGCUGCUACAUCCACAACGGAAGCUAUCACUACUACUGAGGCUGCCACAACAACUGUACCAAUUACAACAACAGAAGCACUCACAACCACAGAAGCUGCAACGUCCACAACAGAAGCUAUCACUACUACUGAGGCUGCCACAACAACUGUACCAAUUACAACAACAGAGGCAGUCACAACCACAGAGCCUGCAACAUCCACAACAGAAGCUAUCACUACUACUGAGGCUGCCACAACAACUGUACAACUAACAACAACAGAAGCACUCACAACCACAGAAGCUGCUACAUCCACAACAGAAGCUAUCACUACUACUGAGGCUGCCACAACAACUGUACCAAUAACAACAACAGAAGCAGUCACAACCACAGAAGCUGCAACGUCCACAACAGAAGCUAUCACUACUACUGAGGCUGCCACAACAACUGUACAAAUAACAAUAACAGAAGCACUCACAACCACAGAAGCUGCAACAUCCACAACAGAAGCUAUCACUUCUACUGAGGCUGCCACAACAACUGUACCAAUAACAACAACAGAAACAGUCACAACCACAGAAGCUGCUACAUCAACAACAGAAGCUAUCACUUCUACUGAGGCUGCCACAACAACUGUACCCAUAACAACAACAGAAGCAGUCACAACUACAGAAGCUGCUACAUCAACAACAGAAUCUAUCACUACUACUGAGGCUGCCACAACAACUGUACCAAUAACAACAACAGAAGCAGGCACAACCACAGACGCUGCUACAUCCACAACAGAGGCUUUCACUUCUACUGAGGCUGCCACAACCUCAGAAGCUGCAACGUCCUCAACAGAAGCUAUCACUACUACUGAGGCUGCCACAACAAAUGUACCACUAACAACAACAGAAGCAGUCACAACCACAGAAGCUGCUACAUCCACAACAGAAGCUAUCACUACUACUGAGGCUGCCACAACAACUGUACCCAUAACAACAACAGAAGCAGUCACAACUACAGAAGCUGCUACAUCAACAACAGAAUCUAUCACUACUACUGAGGCUGCCACAACAACUGUACCAAUAACAACAACAGAAGCAGGCACAACCACAGAAGCUGCUACAUCCACAACAGAGGCUUUCACUUCUACUGAGGCUGCCACAACCUCAGAAGCUGCAACGUCCUCAACAGAAGCUAUCACUACUACUGAGGCUGCCACAACAAAUGUACCACUAACAACAACAGAAGCAGUCACAACCACAGAAGCUGCUACAUCCACGACAGAAGCUAUGACUACUACUGAGGCUGCCACAACAACUGUACCAAUUACAACAACAGAAGCAGUCACAACCACAGAGGCUGCAACAUCUACAACAGAAGCUAUCACUUCUACUGAGGCUGCCACAACAACUAAGCAGUCACAACUACAGAAGCUGCUACAUCAACAACAGAAUCUAUCACUACUACUGAGGCUGCCACAACAACUGUACCAAUAA
Messenger RNA from Magallana angulata, 6021 nucleotides. RefSeq lists its product as uncharacterized. The transcript has 3 exons. The coding region runs from base 319 to 6021 and encodes 1900 amino acids. Lineage: Eukaryota; Metazoa; Mollusca; Bivalvia; Ostreida; Ostreidae. The record is from RefSeq and is a predicted model, not a curated record.